AUGCCGCGUAAUCUCUCUGCUGAUGAAAGAGAAAGAAUCAUCGUUUUGCAUCAGGAAGGGCUCAACAUAUCGCAAAUUGCGGAUGCACUUAAUGUGACGAGAGGUACAGCCAGCCGGUGGGUAGCGCGCUACAAGAGCGAGGGCUCGCUUCGGGACCGCGAGCGAGACAGACCGAUGCGUGUCGUCAAGAAAUCCGAUAUAAAUCGGAUGGUACAGUUACGCGGAAUAUCCCUUCGCGCCGACCAGAUUGUUUGCGGAAAAAUUCAACUGUUCCAUAAAAACAAUACGCAGAUAUUUGAAUAUGAACGGUUUCGAAAA
Molecule: messenger RNA, 318 nt
Organism: Iphiclides podalirius (scarce swallowtail)
Lineage: Eukaryota; Metazoa; Arthropoda; Insecta; Lepidoptera; Papilionidae
Source: the annotation of a GenBank genome assembly